AAGAUGAUAAAAUAAAAUGCUAAGCGGCGAAAAUGUGCCAACUAUGACGAUAAUUUAUUAAUUUUAGUAAUAAUUUAUGCCUUUAAAAUAUUAUAAUUUGUAUUUAAAGCUCACAUAGUUCACUGAUCAAUCUACCCAACAUAUUGUGUUAAUGGCCAGUCAUCGUUAUGGAUCUACCGCCCAAUACUGCACCUAGUUAUAUGAAUGGUUAUCCCGUCGGCGAUAUGAAUACCACUCCGAAUGCCAGUGGUACGCCUCCGGUGCCUUUAGCUUUUGAUCCGAGAAUGGCUACACCGGUUCCGCCGGGAUACAUACCACCUCCUUCGAUGCCUCCUGGGCCGAUGAUGACGCCAGCUCCAAUGCCUUACGGUCUUCCUCCAGGACCGUAUCCAUAUGCCUCGCAAACAAGUGUACCUCCUAUGGAUGCUCCUAUGAUGCCGCCGGUUUCUACUCUGGUCGGUGCUGUUGGUGGCAAUCCACCUUCCGGUGCUUUAGAUAUUGGUAAAGCACUAAAAUCGACCAAGUCAGGUAUUGAAAAGAAGAGUGAUUGGUCAGAGCAUAAAGCGCCAGAUGGUAGAAUUUAUUAUCAUAACGCAGUUACCAAACAAAGUUUAUGGGAAAAGCCCGACGAACUGAAAGAUGCAGCUGAACUUUUAUUAUCUCAAUGCCCUUGGAAGGAAUAUAAAUCAGAAAAUGGUAAAUUAUACUAUCACAAUGUAAAUACCAAAGAAUCUUCAUGGACCAUGCCUAAAGAAUUGGAAGAAUUAAAAGCUAAAAUAACCUCUGAUCAGGCUAAACAUGCUGUGAAGAACGCAAUUGCCAAUAUUGCUUCUGGAGAUCCGAAACAAGCUCGUGAUGUUGUUCCUGCCCCAGGAUCUCUCACUCCGCCUAGGGCGGUGGCUAGUGCAGUGGGUUCUAAUUUAGAUCUUGCCAUGGCUGCAACAUUAGCCACAAUGGCUACUAAAAACGUUGCUAAUGAUGAUAGAAGUACCUCUAGUCCUACUGCCUAUUCCGCAAACGUAGACAGUAAAGGAGUAUUUAAAGAUAAAAAAGAAGCGAUUGAAGCUUUCAAAGAUUUUCUAAAAGAGAAGGAUAUCCCUAGUAACUCUUCGUGGGAACAAGCUGUCAAAAUAAUGGAAAAAGAUAAACGAUAUGCCGGAUUCAGACACCUAAACGAAAAGAAACAAGCAUUUAAUGCGUACAAGACACAAAAAUUGAAAGAAGAGAAAGAAGAACAACGACUUAGAGCGAAAAAAGCUAAAGAAGAUUUAGAAGAAUUUUUAAUGACUUCGGAACGAAUGAAUUCUACGAUUAGAUAUUACAGAUGCCAAGAAAUGUUUGGCAAUUUAGAAAUUUGGACUAAUGUCAGCGACUCGGAUCGUCGUGAUAUAUACGAAGAUGUUAAAUUCAAUUUAGCUAAACGAGAAAAAGAAGAAGCGAAGAAUAAAAAGAAGAGAAAUAUUCGCGAUUUGACUGAAAUUCUCGAUAACAUGACUAAUAUAGAUUAUCGUACUACUUGGGUCCAAGCUCAGCAACUUCUGUUGCAAAAUCCAAAGUUUAUUAAUAAUCCUGAUUUAUUAGUGGCCAUGGAUAAAGAAGACGCGCUGAUUGUCUUCGAAGAUCAUAUCAGAGAAUUGGAAAAAGAAGAGGAAGAAGAUCGAGAACGUGAGAAACGUAGGCGAAAACGACAAGAGAGGAAGAAUCGAGAUAAUUUUAGUUCUUUACUUGAUGAACUUCAUGAGCAAGGAAAAUUGACAUCUAUGUCCCUGUGGGUCGAAUUAUAUCCUAUCAUUAGUACAGAUAUACGAUUUUCUGCCAUGUUAGGGCAAAGUGGUUCAACGCCGUUAGAUUUAUUCAAAUUCUACGUCGAAGAUCUGAAAUCUCGUUUCCACGAUGAAAGAAAAAUUAUCAAAGAAAUAUUAAAAGCGAAGAACUUCGAAGUUGAGAUAUCAACUACUUUCGAGCAAUUCGCAACUGUCGUGUGUGAGGAUACAAGAUCAGCCACAUUGGACGCCGGUAAUGUCAAGUUAACGUAUAAUGCAUUAUUGGAAAAGGCCGAAGCUCGAGAAAAAGAACGCUUACGAGAAGAAGCUCGUAAACAGAAGAAAUUAGAUUCCGCCUUUUUAGUAUGCUUGCAAGACUUGAACGUGAACCAUAAACAAGAAUGGGAAGAAGUACGUGAGAAAUUACAAGAAGAAAGCGCUUUCAAAGCUAUUACCUUGGAAUCUGAGCGAAUUCGAUUAUAUAAGGAAUACCAACAUAUGAUGGAGGAAGCCUGCUUACACGUUCAUCGUUCGAAAAAAUCGAAGAAAACUAAGAAAGUAAAAAAACGAUCUCAUUCUGCGGCCUCUGAUAGCGAUUCCGAUUACCGUAAGAAGAAUAAUAAAAACAAGAAAAAAACCAAACGAAGAUCGAGAAGCGUGUCGGAAAGUUCGUUCUCCGAUCAUCAUCAUUCUCGUUCCAAACAUAAGAAAGAAAAGAAGAAGAAGAAAGCGAAGUCGCCUUCGCCCCCUGCUCAUUCCAAUCGUAAAUAUAAGGAGUCCAGCGAAAGCCGACAUAAAUCCAGCGAAGAUGAUAAGAAGGAACGUCGAGAUACCAGAGAUGAAAAUACUCGCGAAAAAAGCCCCGAAGCUGAAAAACCAUUAGACGUGGUACGCGCACCAUCUGUCAGCGAUGAAAUUUCAGCUCCCAUUGAACCCGUCGAACAAAAAGAUACCUCUAAAUCGUCCAAACAUAGAAGUAAUAAAGACGGCAGCCAGUCUGAAGAGCUGAGCGAUGGAGAGUUGGAAAGAAGACGUAAUGCAUUAUUGCAACAACUUCACGCUGAUCCUGAAGAUUCCGAGUGAUUUUUUAAUACAUAAUUUUCCUGAUAAUUAUUUCGUCGAAAGAGAGUUGUUUCGUUCUGAUGAUCUAAUGUCAUGGUGUUGUGACGUAGUAAUGGAGUAGAUUAGAUUUUUUGUACGUUAGUUUUUUAAGCAGUGUUAUUUUUUCAAAAUUACCUCAGCAUUCGUAAUGUGUUUUUUUUUUUAAUUUAUUAUAGAUGAUGAAUUCGGAUGGCAUUUUUACAUAAUGUUUUAUUUAUAACCUGUGUAAAGUUUAAAAGAAUAACGCUUUAUGUUUGUUCAUUUAUACGUAAUUAUAUGGUAAGUGCAUUUUUCUUUUGUAAUUUAAUCAACAAUAUUUAAGAACAAAACAAUGCAAAAACUCAUUUCUCUAGGAUUUAAACAAAAUACUAUUGUUUUUUAUUUAGGUACAUAUUACCUUUGUGUAAACUUCGAAUGAUUUAGUUUUCUAGAAUGGUGUUUUAGUUUUUAAUUACAUUUCAAAAUGUUUGUAAUGAAAUGAAAUACCAGUAUUUUAGAUUGGUAAAAUCUACCGAAUUGAUGACUCUUGUGGAAAUAAAUACUUAAAUUAAUUGCUCGA
Planococcus citri (citrus mealybug) is the source of this 3423-nucleotide messenger RNA. It is a transcript of the gene Prp40, whose product is annotated as pre-mRNA processing factor 40. The record is from RefSeq and is a predicted model, not a curated record. Gene Ontology annotation, molecular function: protein binding; RNA binding. Bases 168 to 2846 code for a protein of 892 amino acids. Gene Ontology annotation, biological process: mRNA cis splicing, via spliceosome. NCBI's taxonomy places the organism in Eukaryota, Metazoa, Arthropoda, Insecta, Hemiptera, Pseudococcidae. Gene Ontology annotation, cellular component: U1 snRNP; U2-type prespliceosome. The transcript has 18 exons.